Molecule: messenger RNA, 1758 nt
Organism: Stereum hirsutum FP-91666 SS1
Lineage: Eukaryota; Fungi; Basidiomycota; Agaricomycetes; Russulales; Stereaceae
Product: FAD/NAD-P-binding domain-containing protein
Exons: 13
Coding region: 1-1758 (585 amino acids)
Molecular function (GO): monooxygenase activity; flavin adenine dinucleotide binding
Source: RefSeq, a predicted model, not a curated record
AUGUCCUCGGGCACUGCACCUGUCGAUACCCACCCUCAGCUUUCUCUUCCCACAUUGACUAAACUAAAGUCCACCGUACACGCCGACGUAUCUCCGGUACUUGUAGCCUCCGAGUGGCUCCAGUCAUUCACUUCUGCAAUCGGUUCCAACGAUAUCAAAAAGCUCGGAGGGCUGUUCUUACAAGAUGCGUUCUGGAAGGAUAUUCUUGCGCUCAGCUGGGACUACAGAUCUAUCCAAGGCGUCUCCCGUAUCCUCCCAUUCGUGGAGACAUGUGCUCCGAAGAAUCGUCUCACAAUAUCCUCGAUGGCUGAGGACCCAUAUCGCUCUCCUAAGCUUAUCAAACUCUUCCCCGACCUGAGUUGGAUACAAUUCGGCUUUGCUUUAGAAACCAGCAUCGGGAAGGGGAAUGGUUUUGCUCGCCUCGUUCCCACCUCCAGCGGUAAAUGGAAGGCAUACACGGUCUUCACCUCUCUCGAGACUCUUGCUGGCGAAAAGAGUGUUCCGAGUCGUCUUCCAUAUCAAGAAAAGCACUGGGCCGAGCGCCGUCAGCGUGAAAUAGAACUUGUAGAUGGCGACCCUUCCGUGUUGAUCAUAGGCGGAGGCCAUAGUGGCCUUGAACUCGCGGCACGGCUCGGGAGGUUUGGUGUCUCUAACUUAGUAGUGGAAAAGAACCCCCGCGUAGGCGAUAACUGGCGGACCCGCUACAAAUCUCUAUGUCUGCACGAUCCCGUCUUUUACGACCAGCUGCCAUAUUUACCCUACCCGUCGACAUGGCCAAUAUACACUCCAAGAGCGAAGCUUGCCGACUGGAUAGAAAACUACGCACAAUCUCUAGAGAUCAAUGUCUGGACCUCGUCUCACGUCUCUAGCGCCCUCUGGCUACCCGAUGAGCAACUGUGGAUGGUCUCCGUCAUUCGUGAGGGAGAAGAACGAGCUAUGAAGGUUAAGCACCUUAUUUUUGCUACUGGUAUGGGAGGAGGAGUCCCCGUUAUUCCUAGGAUUCCAGCAGAGAAAUCGUUCAAUGGGCAGAUCCUUCAUUCCGCUUCUUUUACCUCCGCCAAGGACUACAUAGGCAAAAAGGUCCUCGUCGUUGGUUCCGGUAACUCCGGCCAUGAUAUUGCUCAGGAUUUAGCAGAGAUGGGCGUCGAAGUGACUAUGCUGCAAAGAUCCUCGACCUACGUUAUAUCGGCCGAAGGAGUUGCCAAACUUCUCAGCGGUGUUUUUUCGGAAACGGGGCCUCCUACUGAAAUCGCCGACCGCUUGAACGCAUCGUUCCCCACCGAAAUGGUCAAGCUUCUUUCGCAACGGAGUGCGCCAGGAAUCGCGGCGACGCUGGACAAGGAAAUCCACGACAAACUUAAGGCAGUGGGGUUCAAACUGAACCUUGGCCCUGACAAUGGAGGACUUCUUCAAUUGUUCCUGCGGCGUGGUGGUGGUUAUUAUGUCGACGUGGGCGCGAGUACCAUGAUUGCAGAGCGCAAGAUCGGCCUUAAAUCGGGCGCGUCGAUCCAGGAGUAUACUCAGCAUGGUGUUAAAUUCUCUGAUGGCUCUGAGCUCUCGGUUGACGUCGUCGUCUAUGCUACCGGUUUCGGAGAUCCCCGGCUACUCGUCAAGGACAUAUGCGGCUCUGAUGUCGCGGAUCUGCUUCAUCCGGUUUGGGGAUUGAAUGAGGAGAGCGAGUUGCAGAGCGUCUGGCGCGAUUCGGGGCAUCCUCGACUUCACUUCGCUAUUGGUAAACCGACUCCGUCUUACGCUUGA